UAUCAUAGUAAAUUUGUUUGAAGAGGGGAUGGGAUACAUUCAUUGCUAUUGCUCAUGAUAUACAUCUUAUACAUUUACUAUAGGACCAAAACCAACCGUGUUCCAUUUCUCUCGGAUCGCUGUUGCAGUCAUUUCUUCUCAUAUGAAAGUUCAUACUGGUUUAUACUCUACUUAUUAGGAUAGAGCUCAAUGUUAGUGUUAAAUUUCUCAGAUUAAGGUUAGGUGAUUGAAUUGUUGUUUUGUAUUUUGUACCCACACAUCAUUAUAUUAUCAUAUAACACGUGACAAUUAAAUAUUUUUGAAAAUGAAUGAACAAGAAUUUGAAGGCACUGAAAACAUGCAUAUAACAGAGAUCAAGCGAGUUCUGUCACGUUUUAAAUCAGAUAAGGGUGAAGUAUUACCAGGAGGCUUGCUUGAUUUGCCCAUAAAUAUUACAGUAGAUAAGUUACAAGCAAUUUGUAAUGCACUUCUGCAAAAUGAAGAACCAAUACCCUUUGCCUUUUAUGUAAAUGAUGUUGAGAUAACUGAUACUUUGGAAAGUAAUAUUAAAGAAAAUUUUACCAUUAGUGAGGAUGUUAUUGAAAUCGUAUAUCAGCCACAAGCAAUUUUUAAAGUUAGGUCAGUUACAAGAUGUACUGGAACGCUGGAAGGUCACAAAGAAGCUGUAAUAUCAGUUUCUUUCUCACCUAAUGGAACAUGUUUAGCCAGUGGAUCUGGAGAUACAACAGUCAGAUUUUGGGAUAUAUAUACACAAACUCCAUAUUAUACUUGUGAAGGUCAUAAGCAUUGGGUAUUAUGUAUAUCAUGGUCUCCAUGUGGAACUAAACUUGCUUCUGCAUGUAAAAAUGGAACAAUUUUGUUAUGGGAUCCAAAAACAGGAAAACAAAUAGGAAAACCAAUGUUAGGACACAAAAUGUGGGUGACUUCUCUAUGUUGGGAACCAUUUCAUAAGAAUCCAGAAUGUCAGUAUUUGGUCAGUGCUUCCAAAGACUGUGACCUAAGGAUAUGGGAUGUUGUACGUUCACAAACGAUUCGUACUCUUUCUGGUCAUACCAAGAGUGUAACAUGUGUUAAAUGGGGAGGAAGAGGUCUUAUUUAUUCCGCUUCUCAAGAUAGGACUAUCAAAGUUUGGAGAGCUGAAGAUGGAGUCUUGUGUAGGACUUUAGAAGGUCAUGCACACUGGGUGAACACUUUAGCAUUGAAUGCAGAUUAUAUACUUAGAUGUGGACCUUUUCAUCUUGGAAAGAAUCAAACGAAAAAUGAGAGUCCUGUAGAAUAUGCAAAGAAAUGUUAUGAAUCUAUAGGUGAAGAAGUACUUGUUUCUGGUUCUGAUGAUUUUACUUUAUUCCUCUGGAAACCAGAAAAGGAAAAAAAAUCUAUAGCAAGAAUGACUGGACAUCAGCAAUUAAUUAACGAUGUGAAAUUCUCUCCAGAUAGUCGUAUAAUUGCAUCAGCUUCAUUUGACAAGUCUAUAAAGCUAUGGGAGUCGAACACAGGAAAAUAUAUAACUUCAUUAAGAGGUCAUGUACAGGCAGUAUAUUCAAUCUCAUGGAGCGCAGAUUCUCGCUUACUUGUUAGCGGCAGUGCAGAUUCUACAUUGAAAGUUUGGAGCUUAAAAACAAAAAAGCUGUGUUAUGAUUUACCUGGUCACGCGGAUGAAAUCUAUGCGGUAGACUGGUCACCGGAUGGAUUACGUGUUGCAUCUGGUGGUAAAGACAAAGUUUUGCGACUUUGGCAAAAUUAAAUGAUGUAUGUAAGAAUAAACAAUUUUUACAUGGUUUGAAA
Molecule: messenger RNA, 1785 nt
Organism: Ceratina calcarata
Lineage: Eukaryota; Metazoa; Arthropoda; Insecta; Hymenoptera; Apidae
Gene: Nle
Product: notchless protein homolog 1
Exons: 7
Coding region: 305-1744 (479 amino acids)
Biological process (GO): Notch signaling pathway; ribosomal large subunit assembly
Cellular component (GO): nucleolus
Molecular function (GO): protein binding
Source: RefSeq, a predicted model, not a curated record